Messenger RNA from Schistocerca americana (American grasshopper), 3371 nucleotides. Its product is annotated as protein phosphatase 1 regulatory subunit 37. NCBI's taxonomy places the organism in Eukaryota, Metazoa, Arthropoda, Insecta, Orthoptera, Acrididae. Bases 103 to 3312 code for a protein of 1069 amino acids. Gene Ontology annotation, molecular function: protein binding. The transcript has 11 exons. The record is from RefSeq and is a predicted model, not a curated record.
GGCAGUGUUGUGAUUUGAGUUUAGUGGCUUGCGUUUUUGACAAGUUUGGUUCCUGAUUACAUCCGAAACCGCACGUAUACGGAUGUAAGUCUGCAAUUUAACAUGAGUGAUCCUUCAAAAGAAGAUCAGCAAGAAGCUGCCGAGAGAACAACUUCAUGCGUUCGAAAUUCAAAGAGCGGUCGUAGAUAUUCAUUUUCAGUGUCUUUCCCGGCUGAGGGAAACCAGCUGAUCACCGGUUAUUUAGAACCGCCAAAUCCAUGGCAAUAUGCUGAGAAUAUAACUCGUAAGGAUGUUGUCGACGCAUACAAGCUAUCUUGUUGUAAGCAUGGUGUUCAGCCAUUACCUGCCGUUCUAAAGGUUUUGGAGGAAAUUGAUUUGGAUAUUGGUCGCAAUGAAAUUCUUGACUUAGCAGGUGAGCAAUUAGUUUGGGGCCACUGUGAAAGCUUGGAGGAAGUCCUAAAGCGUGUCCAAUUCAAGCAUAUUAACUUGGAAGCAACAUCUCUUGAUGAUGAGGGGUCAGUUGCGUUAUUUGACAUGGUAGAAUAUUAUGAGGCAGCUGUUCAUUUGAACAUAUCUUCCAACCCCAAUAUUGGUGUUCGAGGAUGGCAGGCAUGUUCACGUAUGAUCAAGAAGACCCUGUGCCUAGAGCAGCUUGAGGCAAGGAACUUAACAUUAAAUGAACAGUUCAUGCCUAUACUUAGCCGAGCCCUACGAAUUGGCACUCAGUUGCAGGUGCUGAAGCUGGAAAACUGUGGUCUUGCAGGACGACCCACUGUUAUUCUUACUUCUGCUCUGAAAUUAAACAGUGCUCUGAAGGAAUUGUAUUUGGCUGACAACAAUCUUGGCCCAACAGAUGCUAUACAGAUUGGUGCCCUGCUUCGUGCAAAUGAAACCCUUCAACUACUUGACAUUAGUAACAACAACAUUCAAGAUGCCGGCCUUUGCCAUAUAGCUGAUGGACUAGCUGAACAGCCAUCUGGGGCGGGACUCUGCAUUCUUGUGAUAUGGAACAACCAUUUAACAACUAAUGCUUCAAAGCACCUUGCAAGGCUGCUGUCUCACAGUAAAACAUUGGAAACACUGAAUGUAGGCCAUAACACACUGAGCAGUGAAUGCCUGCAUAUUAUAAAGGAGCCACUUCAGCAGAACCGUAGUUUGUUACGUUUGGGUAUGCAGUCAACACACCUCUCAUGUGAGGGUGUCAUAGCUUUGGCAGAAUGCAUCGCAGAUAAUAAUGUUAUUCAGCGGAUUGAUCUGAGAGAUAACAACAUCCAACUAGCUGGCCUUUUAGCACUUACGCACUCCUUGAAAGUUAAUCAUAGUGUAACGCAAGUGGAUCUGGAUGACAGACCAAAGAAAAAGAUGGAAGAUGACGAUAAACAAUAUGAACAACUGGUGGCUGAAGUGCGUAGAUUCUGCACUCGUAAUCAAGAGCAAGCAUCGGAACAUCAAGACACAGUUGGAGCUGAAGUGCCAGAGCGUCGACUACGUAUUCCAAAAUCUGUUUCUCGAAAAAUCUCGUUAACCUGUGAAACAUUGAUGCGGAAUGUGGAAACAGCUAAUCACCAGCAGCCACAGCCACAUCACCUCUUGCCAGAAACGCGACCACGUGGAGGUGGUGGUCGUCUACGCAGCCCUGCUCCAUCUCCAAGCCCUAGUCCUGUCUCGAGUCCUAUCCCUAGUCCAUCUCGGAAUCGCUUCCAGGUAUCAAGAGUAUCCGAGAUGUCUUCACCGACAACUUUCUUCGAAGUAUCAUCAUCUCCAUCAUCAUGUCCAGUAACAGCAUCACCAUCUGCAUCAUCAUCCCGGUUCCAGGUGACUUCUGUUGAACCAAGUGUUUUAAAUCCAGAUAUAAACAGAAGGAUUGGGAGGACUGUCACACCUGGCUUUUCUUUCAAGUUGAAUGACAAUGAUGUAUCUCCAAAUAACCAUUUAGAAACGUCAGAUGAAUCUAAGAAAUCAGAAACACCUUUAAAGCCAUCUGUAGGCGGCCUCACGGAUGAAAGUGCUGGUCUUAGAGCAAGUGAAUUGUCUUGCUCAUCAUUAUCGUCAUCAAUAAUUACAGGCGAUACAACCCAGAGUUCUCCAGGUAUGCCGACUCAACUCAUCGAUACAUCCAAAAUAUCGCAGAACAUUGCAAAACAAAUGCAAAGUUUGUCCAGUUGUGCAAGUUUACUGUCAUUAGCUUCUGACACUUCUGAAGAUAAUGAUGACAUGGAGGUUAGGAGACUUAUGGAUCCAGAAAGUUUCACUGAAAAGCAUAAUCAACUUGUAACAGAUAUCCAAAGUAAUUCUUCUCUUCAGAGCACAAAUUUUGAAAUUCCAGUUCCAAAAGUGACAACCCAUUCAGAUGGAGGAGUUACAGUCAGUUCUAAUCCAACAAAUGAAACUCAUUCAAAUAGUUCGAAAUUAGUUAGUAGGUUUGGACAUAGCACAGUUCCUCAACCACAAAGAAAGAUUUCAUGGGUUGCACCACCAGACAUCCAUUUCAGUGACCAAAAACCAACUUCCAAUUUAGAAAAACUUAUGGGAUUGUUUCAACAACCAGGCAGCUUCUUCAACAAAUCCCAGCCUCAGUACAAAGCAACAGCUGCUAUCAUAAAUCAACAGCCUACAUCAAAUAGUGAUGCAGCAUUUCUUUUGACUGCAGGGCCAUUGGCUAAUGCAGUUAAAGAUGCAAUGCUUCAGAAAUCUGGAAAGCUAAUCCCAGAGGGUCCCGAAGUUCAAGCAUCACAAUCUCCAGUGCCAGAUUUCAUCAAUAACAAUAAAACUGGAGAAGCCAAGGUUAGUGAAUGUGAUGAUAAAAAGGAAAUUUCACCAGUAUCAUAUGAGAAAGGCAACCAGCCGAGAAUAAGGCAUCAUGAGGAUGAAAAUUUUAAUCUAGCCAAACCUUGCCUACCAGUUGUUACAGGUGAGGAUGAUCGUGAUAAUGAUGAUGACGAUGAUUGUGAUACCCGAAUGUGGUGUCCCGUAACAUCAGUCUGUGGCAGUGGUAUUAAAUUGUGGGAUUCAGCUGAUGUAGAUUUCAGUCAAAGUGCUUGUGGUUUUCAGUGUGGAAAUUUGAGUGUGAUUGAUGAUGCACGGACAGUGAUGAAACUUCAUGUGAAUGAAGCUGGAUCUCCUACAACUGGUGAAAAAAGUGACAGUGAUUGCCAUAGUCCAUUUUCUUUCGAAGAGUCGUGUAAUCCUGUAAAAUCACCUGAAAAUGUUGAGACUACUGACCCUGAUCUGAGACAGGCUCAACUAGUUGACAAAGCUAAUAACUUAAGUAGUGCAAGAGAUGAUGAUCAGAUAACUGUGGUACCUGACUGAAUAACUCAUUUCUGUAAAUCCUUUUUGCAGGCACUUCAUGUGUAUUUCUCAUUUGUGGA